UGACAGCACACACCAGUUUAUCGUUGGCACGAUGGCAGCGGUUGAUGUUGAGAGGGUCGGUAAUAGUUUAAACGUGGAGCAGGGUGUUAGAAACCUGAAGCUUGCAGGUCAUGUCGGUUUCGAUAGUCUCCCAGAUCAGCUUGUGAACAAAUCUGUACAGAAUGGGUUUGUGUUCAAUAUACUAUGUAUUGGUGAGACUGGUCUUGGAAAAUCAACCUUGAUGGAUUCAUUAUUUAAUACAAAUUUUGAAUCUACUCCGAGCCCUCAUAAUCUCCCAUCUGUUAAAUUGAAAGCUCACACAUAUGAACUACAUGAGAGCAAUGUAAGAUUGAAGCUCACUAUAUGUGACACUGUUGGUUAUGGUGACCAAAUUAACAAGGAAGACAGCUUUAAAGCUGUUGUUGAUUACAUAGAUGCACAGUUUGAAGCAUAUUUACAAGAAGAGCUCAAGAUAAAAAGAUCCCUUUCGACUUACCACGAUGGCAGGACUCAUGUUUGCCUCUAUUUCAUCUGCCCUACAGGCCAUGGAUUGAAAUCUAUUGAUCUUGUAUGCAUGAAAAAACUGGACACAAAAGUUAAUAUUAUCCCAAUUAUUGCUAAGGCAGAUACGAUCUCAAAGACUGAACUGCAGAAAUUUAAGCAAAAAAUUAUGUCAGAGUUGACAAACAAUGGGGUACACAUUUACCAGUUUCCUGUAGAUGAUGAGUCUGUGGCAGAAAUUAACACAACAAUGAAUGCUCACGUCCCAUUUGCUGUUGUUGGCAGUACUGAUUUUGUGCGUGUAGGCAACAAGAUGAUGCGUUCCAGACAAUAUCCUUGGGGUACAGUGCAAGUGGAAAAUGAAUCUCAUUGUGACUUUGUGAAACUUCGUGAAAUGUUAAUAAGAACUAAUAUGGAAGAUAUGCGAGAGAAGACACAUAUGAGACACUAUGAAUUGUACAGAAAAAAGCGCCUGGAACAGAUGGGCUUUAGUGAUGUUGAUUCUGACAACAAGCCUGUAAGUUUCCAGCAAACAUUUGAAACAAAACGCAGCACUCACCUUCAAGAACUACAACAAAAAGAGGAUGAGAUGAGACAGAUGUUUGUGGUACGUGUAAAGGAGAAGGAGGCAGAAUUGAGAGAGGCAGAAAAGGAGCUUCAUGCAAAAUUUGAUAAGUUGAAGAAGGAGCAUGGUGAAGAAAAAAGGAAACUGGAUGAAACCAGAAAGAAGCUGGAAGAUGAAAUAAUUGAGUUUAACCGGAGGAAGCAGCAGUAUCAGCAGCAGAUGUCUUCCAGUCACCACACCCUUACUCUUGGGAAAAGCAAGAAGAAAUAAGUUACAUGACACGUUACCUAUAAUUUUUAUAGCAUAUACAAUGAUUUAUUUAUGCAGAGAUAUUUAUAUGUGGAAUUUAUGAAUUAGAGUUAUUUUAUUAACAUUAGUAGUUUUAUAUGGAUAUUGUAUUGCCUACUUCUUCAAAUUGCACUCAGAAAUAAGUGCACAUCAUUUAUAAUAUAAAUUUAUAUUCAAAUAUUGCACAUUCAGUAUUUUCAUACUAAUUUCUUUGCCUACCUAUCUGUGAUAUCUGCAUAGAAGUUAUCAUUUUAUCAUUCCAGAUGAUUAUUUAUUGAACUGUAACAGUAUUUUAUUCUGAUGUCAUUUUCUGUAGUAUUUACUAUUAUGUUACUGAAAAAAGUUGUUCAUUUUUACCUUUAUAUCAGUCUCAAAUAAAGUCAUAAUUUGCAGUUGUAGAAAUAGUGUACCUAACUACAAAUUUCGUUGUGUUGGUAAUAGAUUUUUGGAGGGAGGGAUAGGAAUUCUGUAUGCAUAUCUUCUUGACCACAGUGAACAGAAUGACACAAAUUUAAAACUAUUUAUCAAGGAACUAUUGUCUAAGUGUAAGGAAAUAUCAUGCAAGUGUCUACUAGCAAUGGGACAAAAUACUGUGACUGCAAUAUAAACUGUGUCUAUCAAAGACACCCUGAAACUGCUGGCAAUCAGUGCACACCAGAAUAGUUACCAAUAGAAUUUUAUGGCAUUCUUCUCAAAGGAGGCUAUCCAAUUCCUUGCUAGUUCCUGAGAGGAGGUAAAGAACUGUAAAUUACCAUAUUUACCCAAGUAUAAGGUGGCUCUUAUUAUAAGGCAACUCUCUCUCUCUCUCUCUCUCUCUCUCUCUCUCUCUCUCUCUGUUUUUAAGAGACUUCUGGAGAAAAAUUUGUUUUUGAUGUAUUCUGACUAAUGACAAACUGUUUUAUUGACAUAUGGGGGACAUUUGAAAAGUCUGUGCAAGAAUAAAAACUACUUACAUGUUUGGGGUAAACCUUUUUUAUUUUUAGACAUAUUCUCCUUUUAGACUUGUACACUUCAUCCAAUGCUGUUCUAAUUUGUUAAUCCCUUCUGAAAAUAGGAAUUGCCAAAGUCUCCAAAAUAGCUAUUACUUGCUGCAAUCACCACCUCGUUUGAAUAAAAUCUUUGUCCCACCAGCCAUUUCUUCAAAUUGGGAACAAAUAUUAGUCUGAGGGAGCCAAGUCUGGAGAAUAGGGGGGAUGUGAAACGAGUUGGAAUCCUAUUUCUAAUACCUUUGUGAACACAGCUGCUGAGGUGUGUGUUGGUGCAUUGUCGUGAUGGAAAAGGACUUUUUUGUGAGCCAAUCGCCAGCGUCUUUCUUCCAGCUCGGUUUUCAAAUGGUCCAGUAAUGAUGAAUAAUAGGCACCUAUAAUAGUUUUACCCAUUUUCAGAUAGUUGAUGAGGAUUAUCCCUUGCAAAUCCCAAAAGACAGUCACCAUAACCUUUCCGGCCGAAGGAAUGGUCUUCACCUUUUUUGGUGCAGAUUCUCCCUUGGUAACCCAUUGUUUACAUUGUUGUUUGGUAUUAGGAGUAUAGUAAUGUAUCCAUGUUUCAUCCACAGCGAUGAAACGUCACUUAAAGUCCUGCGGCUUCUUCCAGAACAGCUGCAAACCAUCCUUACAACACCUCACGAUUCAGUUUUUGGUCAAGUGUGAGCAGUCGCAGAACACAUCUUGGGAUAGCUUUCUCAUAUCCAAAUGUUUAUGCAAAAUAUUAUGUACCCGUUCAUUCGAGAUGCCCACAGCACUAGCAAUCUCACGCACCUUAACUCUUCUGUCAUCCAUCACCAUAUCAUGGAUUUUAUCAAUGAUUUCUGGAGUCGUAACCUCCAAAAGGCGUCCAGAAUGUUCAGCAUCACUUGUGCCCAUAUGGCUACUAGGAAAAUUUUGAAACCACUUAUAAACUGUUCUAAUCAGAGGUGCAGAGUCUCUUGAGGCAUUUUGCCUUUCAUAAAGUAAUGUUUAAUCACCACACGAAUUUCUUUUUUGUCCUUUAUUUGAUAAUCACUCGACUUCCUUGAGUCACACAAAUGCAAAACAAAAAGAAAUAGACUAAUAUGGCUGAACCUUGGUGUGCGUUCUUUCCAAAGAUGCUAGUAACUAAACAUGUCCUUCGAUAUGCGCCAGACUUUGCACGGACUUUUCAAAUUCCCCCCGUAAAGUAUCUGCCUAAAAAGUUUGCAUUAUACCUAUUCUAAAUUUGUCUACAUUUUGAUAAGACAAGAAGAAAUAAAAUAAACAAAUGGAAAUAGUUUA
This is a messenger RNA of Schistocerca nitens (vagrant locust), 3582 nucleotides long. It is a transcript of the gene Septin2, whose product is annotated as septin-2. Gene Ontology annotation, biological process: cytoskeleton-dependent cytokinesis. Gene Ontology annotation, molecular function: GTPase activity; GTP binding; molecular adaptor activity. The transcript is spliced from 9 exons. Gene Ontology annotation, cellular component: microtubule cytoskeleton; septin ring; septin complex. The coding region runs from base 32 to 1315 and encodes 427 amino acids. Lineage: Eukaryota; Metazoa; Arthropoda; Insecta; Orthoptera; Acrididae. The record is from RefSeq and is a predicted model, not a curated record.